Larimichthys crocea (large yellow croaker) is the source of this 2955-nucleotide messenger RNA. RefSeq names its product sushi domain-containing protein 2. Lineage: Eukaryota; Metazoa; Chordata; Actinopteri; Sciaenidae. The record is from RefSeq and is a predicted model, not a curated record. Bases 20 to 2476 code for a protein of 818 amino acids. The transcript is spliced from 16 exons.
CAUCAACAGUUUCUCUGUCAUGAUGGACAGAUUCACAGCAGUAAUAUUUGUCCUUCUGGUUUCAUGUAUCUGCACGACAUUAGGACAAACAUGUGAAGGAAACUGUGGGCAAAAUUUAGGCUCAUGUUCAUGCCACUCAACAUGCGCGUCUCUGAAGAACUGCUGUACAGACUACAAGGAGUACUGCGUGGAAAUAUUUCCAUAUUCUGGAUCCAUCAUGGGUGGGACGGAUUUUAUGGUCCUCGAUGCAAGUUUCAAUAAGAGUUCCAAGAUUGUAUGCAGGUUCAACAGUAAUAUCGACACUGUUGGGUACGUGGAUGGAAACAGUAGAGGCCAUUGUAUCUCGCCACUUUUGUAUCAAACAGGAUUGGUUCCUUUUCAAAUCUCCUCAGAUAAUGGCACUACAUUCAACAGAGUUGGAGAGUGGCUCUCAGUACAUACUGGCAAGUUAGAUUCAAAGUUUAAAGCGAUACUGGUCAACGCAACCCAAUGGCAGUAUUAUGGCACACCUGAUGUUGGAGGCAUUCUUGAGAUGACAUGGAAUACCUCUUUGGUCAGAGCAGAGAGGGUCAACAUAGAGCUCUGGGGAUACAGGGAGACAGGUAAAGCCUAUACAGACAGCUGGGAGGGUGAGUGGGUCUAUUUGUACUCACUUGCAAAGGAUCAGCCCAACAAUGGUUCCUUCAGCUUCUUGCCUAAACCAGCGGAGAAUGGCUUCUCAAGUUGGGAGCUUGGCGCUGUUCGUGUCAGUCCCAGCACUUACCCUGAUGGCGUGUGGAAUGUGCACUCUGUGUGGACUGAGGAUCACGCCCUGGCCUGGCAUCUGGAGGAGAAGUUCAGACAAAACUCAACAGUUUGGGCCCUAGACAAAUGUUUAGCAUGGGACCAGCUGGAAAAUCAGCUGCCCAACUUCCUCAGUGAGAUCAUAGACUGCCCCUGCACUCUGGCGCAAGCAAGAGCAGACACAGGGAGGUUUCAUACUGACUAUGGCUGUGAUAUAGAGAAAGGAAGCGUGUGCACCUACCACCCUGGGUGUGUUCACUGUGUGAGGGCAAUACAAGCCAGUCCUAAGUAUGCAGCAGGACAACAAUGUUGUUAUGACAGCACCGGUGCUCAGGUCCUGACAGCAGACUCGAUUGGAGGCAGCACCCCAGACCGAGCACACGACUGGGGCUCACCUCCAUUCAGGAAACCUCCUCGUAUUCCUGGACAGUCCCACUGGGUCUAUGACGUCCUCAGCUUCUACUACUGCUGCCUGUGGUCUGACAACUGCCACUACUACUUUAAACACCGGCCCUCCAGUGACUGCAGGCGUUACCAGCCAGUCAGCUCUGGUGUGGUGUUUGGAGAUCCUCACUUCAUAACAUUUGAUGGUGUCAGCUACUCCUUUAAUGGCAAAGGGGAAUACACUUUGGUGACCUCAGCAAGGAAAAAACUGACAAUCCAAGGCAGAGCAGAGCCCGUGAACGGAGUGAUAAACGCAACAAAACUGACGUCUGUGGCGAUGAAAGAAGCAUCCUCUGAUAUUAUUGAAGUGCGACUGGUCAGCGGUCACAACGGCCUUGAAGUGCUGCAGAAUCAAAAAACCCUUUCCUUUACUGAGCAGAGCUGGAUGGACCUGCAUGGUGUGUUCGUGUUUUCUCCAACCCCAACAAAUGUGACCGUUAUGUUCCCCACUGGAGCCGGGGUGGAAGUGCGACUGAGAGAGGGAACCAUGACAACCACUGUGCUCCUGCCAGAGGAGUUUAAAGGCCUCACCCUAGGACUGCUGGGAAAGAUGAACGGCGACGCCCAGGACGACCUCACACUCAGCAACACUCAAGUUGUGCAGAACCAAAGCAAUCCAGAGGAGGUGUUCAGCUUUGGGACAAACUGGACUGUUGAAAACAAGUCUGCCUUGUUCACAUAUGAUUCUGAAUACCUUUUGGAUACAUAUCUUUAUAGCCCCAGACUAGAUCCUAGUUUUAUUCCAGUGUUUUUUGUCCCUGAGAAUCCAGAUGAUCCUUUAGCCAGUCAGGCAUCUAAGAUAUGCACUGGAGAGGGCUCUCAGUUCUGUAGGUAUGAUAUCCUGGUAGGUCGUAGUCCAGCAAUGGGCAAUGCUACCAGAGUGUCUUUCCAGAGUCACCUUUCUCUUGAGCAGGAUCUAAAGCAAGUGAUAUCCUGUGGAUGGCUCUCACCACCAACUAACGGGGAAAAGAAGGGUACCACAUAUACACAAGGGGCUAAGGUGCAGCUUUCCUGCGAUGACGGCUACACUCUCAAAGGAUCAGCAGUGCGCACGUGCCAGUCUAAUGGCCAGUGGUCUGGAGAAGAAACAACCUGCGUGAUUCCCAGUAACAUCACAGGAAUUGUAGCCGGUUCAGUCAUUGGAGCUAUUGCACUGAUUAUAAUUAUUACAUCAAUCGUACUCCACUCCAAAAAACAGAAAAGGAAAGCUGCACAGAAGUUCGCAAGGUCAGAAGAAGAUGAAAACUGAGGCCUUCUAAACUGAAUUUCUUUCUUUGAACUAAAAUAUCUUUGUUUAUGAACCUCGUAAACCACAACCAUGACUCAGACUUGAAUAUAUAAUAAGGUUGAGCAAAGGUCCCUGCUCAGUUAAAGAAUAACUACACAUCUAUACACAUCUUCCAUGGUAGUAAUAUUGCAUCGACUUCUGUAGGGUUUAAUUUUUAACCUUUGUUGCACUUUUGACCAAAACUUCACCUUUACACCUACUUUAUUGUGAAGAACUUUAUUUAUAGGUUUUGUGGUUCUUGUGGUACUUCACAGUCAGUAAUUAAGCUGGAUGAUCUAUAUAAAUAUAAUGGACCUAAAUCAAUAAGCUAACACUACCUGUCUAAACACUCCAUUACUGUUAAUGUUAUACCGUGUUAAGUGUACAACUGAAGGUUUUGUUUGUGUAUUGUCAUCAAAUGCUGAUGAAUAUUGUUAUACAGCUUAUCGUUUUCAAAUGUA